Messenger RNA from Tachysurus fulvidraco (yellow catfish), 2831 nucleotides. Its product is annotated as coiled-coil domain-containing protein 17-like. Lineage: Eukaryota; Metazoa; Chordata; Actinopteri; Siluriformes; Bagridae. The transcript is spliced from 13 exons. The record is from RefSeq and is a predicted model, not a curated record. Bases 889 to 2613 code for a protein of 574 amino acids.
CUUGGCGACAGUAGAAUAAGUUCUCUUAUACGAUUAGCUUAACGCGAUGUCAUUCGUGUUUGACGUCACGUAUGUAAAGUAUUAGUGAUUCCUAUUGGGUAAUCGGAUUCAUCUCGCCGUGUGUGAUGUUUAGAUUGCAGUAUGAAGCUUUUGAUUGGUUAAUAUACCUGUCCAUCUACUGACUUCAUAAUAGAAGUGAACGGAACAGGGGUGGGGCGAGUGUAAGUGGGUUAGAGCCGUCAAAAAAACCGACAAGGUAUUCCUCCGCCAUUCAACAAAGGAGGAUACAUAGGGCUUAGUUUUAUUUUCUGUAACUCUGGUGUCCCUUUUUUCUACUCCGUCAGUCUACAUUCAAUCGGUUAAUAUCCAGAGAAGCCAUUUUUUGUUACAAAAAUACAACACUACAUUCCUCUUGACUGUUAUGCUGUUGGGUUGCCAGAUAGUAUCAAAACCCUUCACAUUGCAUUCGGUUUUUAUUUAUUAUAAUUCUUUAUCAAGUUGCACAUCUAACUAAACACGUACAGUAUAUCCCAUUGUAGGUAAACAUAUAUUGUACAAUUUGUAUAAUGUAUACAAAUACAUCUAUUUAUAAACAUUCCAUGUAUUUAUAAUUACAUCACUGCUGAAUUAUUCAAUCUUUUGGAUCAGAAGCUUUCUUUUAAGAUUUCAAAUUCAGAGUUAUAGGAAGUCUUAACAUUGGAGAACUUUGCACUUUUCUGUUUAUCUGAAACUUGUAUUUUUCUUUGUUUUUAUUUGAUUUAGAGAGAGUAAAAACUAUUCUGAGUGAAUAGACUGAACAUGGCAACCCGGCUUCUGGUUGCCAGGGGUUGUUACUGAACACAUUACCACAACACAUUUUUUUUAUUCUUAUUCCCAUUAACCUUCAUCAUGGAUUCAUUAAUUUGUGUAAAGUGUAAUAUGACUUUUAGAUCCAUGUAUUUUCUGAUGAAACACAAGGAGAUGUUUUGUAUUGGAGCAGUUUCUCAACCAGAGAGUCAGAAGAUAAGAGAAAAGAUCAGAAGGCACCAGCUACACCGAUAUUUCCCCAAGAUUCAGGCUCUUCAGAUCAUGCAGUCAUCUCAUCACGAUCCUAAACCUGAACCUUACAACAAACCAACAGAUCCCGCAGACAGAUCAGAAGUUCACCUUAGUCAAGACCUGGCUGAAGUUCAUGAAUGCAAAGGAGUGCUAUCUGAUGGGCCCAAACGAUUGGACAUGCAAAGACAAGAGUUUGAUUACAAGCUACAAGAGUUAGCUGCUCAAAAUGGGAAAGUGGCUGAACUCAAAGGAAUGCUGUUAGAGCUGAAAGAACAGGAGCAGAGAAACAUGGCGUUACUGAAAACUCUAAUGGAUCAUCUGCAGCAGAAUGGGCAGGACAUUCAUCAACGUAAUGACCCACACCUUCACAUGACUAAAAGUGAGGAGAGAGUAAUAGAAAAAUACAUUCCUGUUUAUAGCUGUGGAGUGCUUUCUACGGAAAUCAGUACUCUUCAUCUCUCCUAUCUCCAGAGUGGAGGAAAUGAUCCUCAAAUCCUGGCUCACCUGCAGCAUUUGUUAGACGUGGCUAUUAAAUUAGAAAUGCAGGCUGGGAAAAAAACUCUUCUCAAAACUAAACGUCAAAGGGACAAAUAUCUGAGCAGAGAACUUGUGUCUGUAGAGCUGGAAAAUCAGUGCUUGGAAGACGAAUUAAUGAAAAUGGAGUUAAGAAAGAGAACGUCAAGAACAACUUCAAACUUUCGACCUGCUGAGCAGGAGAUGAGAGCUGCGAAGAUGAACAUUGAGCUGUUAAACAACGAAAUUGAGAUUAAUCAUCUGAGAAAGCAAAUUAUGAGCAGAAAAAUGACACCGUCUUUAGUGACCUUUCCCCCUCUGGAGGAACCCAGAUCACCAACUUUAACCAAACACCUCAUGAAUCAAUCAGAUGGAUUGUAUCCGAGUCCCUAUGACCCAAGGACAGGUUUUGUGGUGUUUUAUGAUUUCAUCUUGGGAUUGUGCAAGUCAUACAGAGUUUGUCGGCUGAUGGUGGGGAUAUACAGUGGGGAUGUAUGUUUGGGAAGCCCUUCCAUAUUACCCCCAGUUUACUGUGAUCCUUUCAGCUCUCCUCAGCAUAGUGCAGAAGGAAAGGCUAUACUCGCCAGUAAGCAGGCAGUACCAGGGGUCCAGCCUGCUUCGUCAAUCUCUCUAGUGAUGCAGCUGCAGGCAUCAGGAGGUUAUGAUAUCUACGGAUAUGAAGUGACACACUUAGCACCACGAGGCUGGAUGAAGCUCCAUCUCUUCGACCAUCACGAUCGUUUGAUCACUGGGAGAUGGAAAGUACCCAUUCGUCUGCUUCCAGCCAAACCCUCAAUGACAAUGGCCGAAGUCAAUUCUGUUCCCCAGUUGGACAAUGCAGAACUAUACCUAAGAAUCGUUAACACAAGAUAUGCUGAGAUUCAGAGCUCUGUUCCAAUUAGCAUCAACAAUACUGGGAUCUACCAAUUCCCUCCUGUGCAAACUCCUAGACACCCAUUAGGCAUACAGGAGUCUCAUGAAUCAAUCCAAUCUCCAGAUGAUCAGAGUGAACAGGUCCAUGAUUCAACCUUCAGUCAGCACCUUGUAAACACUGCUUCAUAACCUGAAGUGACUUUAAAUUAACCUUUGUAAGCUGAAAAACCAUUCUAAUGUGAAAUGUGCAACACGCUGUCUGUCACUGAUCAAUAAUAUGGUAUAUAUAUAUAUGGCAAACCGAAUGUGUUGUAAAACAUGGUUGUAAUCAAAUAUAAAUAUUAAAUAGUAAAAAUCAUCUUGGUGUUAUUGUAUUCGCCAAAAUAUCUCAGAGAAAUAAAAAAAGU